Messenger RNA from Passer domesticus (house sparrow), 375 nucleotides. RefSeq names its product claw keratin-like. The record is from RefSeq and is a predicted model, not a curated record. The transcript has a single exon. Gene Ontology annotation, cellular component: intermediate filament. Bases 1 to 375 code for a protein of 124 amino acids. NCBI's taxonomy places the organism in Eukaryota, Metazoa, Chordata, Aves, Passeriformes, Passeridae. Gene Ontology annotation, molecular function: structural constituent of cytoskeleton.
AUGUCCUGCAACAGCCUGUGUGUGCCCAGCUGCGGGGUGGCCACCCCGGCCCCUCUGGCUGACACCUGCAACGAGCCCUGCGUGCGGCAGUGCCCCGACUCCACGGUGGUCAUCCAGCCCCCGGCCUCGGUGGUCACCUUCCCCGGGCCCAUCCUCAGCUCCUUCCCGCAGCAGAGCGCCGUGGGCUCGGCCGGAGCUCCCUACGUGGGAGCCGGCUCCGGGGGCGCCUUUGGAAGCCGUGGGGGCUCCGGGGGCUUCGGGGGCUUCGGGGGCUUUGGGGGCUAUGGCAUCUCUGGGGGUUUUGGCGGUUUUGGGGGCUAUGGCAGCUGCGGCCGCGGUUCCCGGUCCUUCGGGGGCUCCUGCGGGCCCUGCUAA